Messenger RNA from Ictidomys tridecemlineatus (thirteen-lined ground squirrel), 2418 nucleotides. Lineage: Eukaryota; Metazoa; Chordata; Mammalia; Rodentia; Sciuridae. The record is from RefSeq and is a predicted model, not a curated record.
AAGGGAAAGGAAGGAAGAAAAAAGGGUGUGAGGGAGGAAGGAAGGAAGGAAGGAAAUCUACAAUAGCUAGUGCUGAGGCAUUUCUGGAAAGAUCAAAGUCCUGUUAGCUCCCUCCUAUAAUUCCCAUCCUUUUCAGAGGACAAUGAUCUCUAGGGUACUCUUGGAAUUGGUAGUCAUUAUUUUGGCACUUCUCUCCUAUGGUUGCCAUCUUUCAAACCAGAUGAAGUAAUUAGUGCUUCUUGUUUCCUAAUAGAAGCCUCAGCUAUCAGACUUCAUGUGAAAGAUGGCUAAUGCAGAAGUGAGUGUCCCAGUGGGAGAUGUGGUUGUGGUACCCACUGAAGGAAAUGAAGGGGAGAACCCUGAAGACACUAAGACCCAAGUGAUCUUGCAGUUACAACCUGUGCAACAAGGUUUGUUUAUCGAUGGACACUUUUACAACAGGAUUUAUGAAGCUGGGUCGGAGAACAACACGGCAGUUGUAGCAGUAGAAACUCACACAAUACACAAAAUUGAAGAAGGAAUUGAUGCAAGCACUAUAGAAGCAAAUGAGGAUAUGGAAAUUGCUUACCCCAUAACUUGUGGAGAGAGCAAAGCCAUUCUCCUCUGGAAGAAGUUUGUAUGUCCAGGAAUAAAUGUGAAGUGUGUUAAGUUCAAUGAUCAGUUGAUCAGCCCCAAGCAUUUUGUUCAUCUGGCUGGCAAGUCCACUCUGAAGGACUGGAAGAGAGCCAUUCGUCUGGGUGGAAUCAUGCUUAGGAAAAUGAUGGACUCUGGACAGAUUGAUUUUUACCAACAUGAUAAAGUUUGCUCCAAUACCUGCAGAAGCACCAAAUUUGAUCUUCUGAUUAGCAGUGCAAGAGCUCCAGUGCCAGGACAGCAGACAAGUGUGGUGCAGACACCCACUUCGGCCGAUGGUAGCAUCACACAGAUUGCCAUCUCAGAAGAGAGCAUGGAAGAGGCAGGACUGGAAUGGAACUCGGCUCUCACCGCUGCUGUCACCAUGGCCACAGAGGAGGGUGUGAAAAAAGACUCUGAGGAAAUUUCAGAGGACACGUUGAUGUUUUGGAAAGGAAUAGCUGAUGUAGGCCUGAUGGAAGAGGUUGUCUGCAACAUACAGAAGGAAAUAGAGGAGCUCCUAAGAGGAGUUCAGCAGCGGCUCAUCCAGACUCCCUUCCAGGUCACAGAUGCUGCUGUUCUCAACAAUGUGGCACAUACCUUUGGCCUAAUGGACACAGUUAAGAAGGUUUUGGACAACAGAAGGAACCAAGUAGAGCAAGGGGAAGAGCAAUUUCUCUAUACUCUGACAGACUUGGAACGCCAGUUGGAAGAGCAAAAGAAGCAAGCCCAGGAUCAUAGGCUGAAAUCCCAGACAGUUCAAAAUGUGGUACUGAUGCCUGUGAGCACUCCUAAGCCUCCAAAAAGGCCUCGGCUCCAGCGGCCAGCCUCCACCACUGUCCUGAGCCCUUCUCCUCCUGUGCAGCAACCUCAAUUCACAGUCAUCUCACCCAUCACCAUCACCCCAGUGGGUCAGUCAUUUUCCAUGGGCAAUAUUCCAGUGGCCACCCUCAGCCAGGGCUCCAGUCCUGUGACUGUCCACACACUGCCUUCUGGCCCUCAGCUCUUCCGAUACGCCACAGUGGUCUCCUCUGCCAAGAGCAGCUCACCAGAAACAGUGACCAUCCACCCUUCAUCUAGCUUGGCACUGCUAAGCUCUACUACCAUGCAGGAUGGAAGCACCCUAGGCAACAUGACCACCAUGGUGAGCCCUGUGGAGCUGGUAGCCAUGGAGUCUGGCCUGACCUCAGCACUCCAGGCAGUUGAAAGCACCGCAGAGGAUGGGCAGACCAUCAUUGAAAUUGACCCAGCCCCAGACCCUGAAGCUGAAGACACUGAGGGCAAAGCAGUCAUCUUGGAGACAGAGUUGAGGACUGAGGAGAAAGUAGUGGCUGAAAUGGAAGAACACCAGCACCAAGUCCACAAUGUGGAGAUUGUGGUCUUAGAGGAUUGACUGGGGAUCUCGGGGCCAGGAGAUAUGUUUUGGUUUGGAAUUUUAAUUAUUUGUUUAUUUUUAUCAUUGUUCCACUCAUUUCCACAUAGGAUCCUUCCUUUUUUUUUUUUUUUUUAGAACAAAAUUUCAUUGUUAUAACUGAAAAUGUUGGAUUCCUCCCACUUUCUCAUUGAAAAAUGGACAAAACAAACUGCCCUUCCACAGUUGAGAGAGAGUAGGUCGUUCAAUGUCUUAAUCAUCUUACUCCAUGAAAGUUAUUUUUUUAGGGGAGGCAUCAAAAUAACCAGAAACCCUUUCCAGACUAGUCUAUCUGUGUACGCAUGUGGUUUUAUUCUUGUAAAGAUGAUUGACCAAACUCUGGAACACAGAUCUGACACUGGAAGGCAACCCAUUCACAUGUGGAUGCAGAAGUA